GCUGGACAGGAGACGACAUGAAGCUGAGACACAGCGUCUGCACUCUGCUGCUGUUAUGUUGCAGUGCAUUGUGGGUAGCGUCCUCCUCCGAGGUAAAGGUUUCAUCUCCUCCUCCUGGAUGUGACUCCCUGUUGACCCUCUCCUCAGAGAUCUCCUCCCUGUCUGAAGGAAACGGGAACAUCCACAGCAGAUCCGUGUCUCCGUGGCGAUGGAAAUCGUCCACAGUGAAGAACCGGAUCCCUUCCACCCUCUGGGAGGCCGAGUGCAGCAGCAGCUUCUGCUCCAGUCCCAACCCGGGUCAGACGGACCGACACAACCUGAACUCGGUCCCCAUCUACCAGAGCGUCCUGGUCCUGAACCGGCAGGAGAAGGGACACUGCUACACUGCGAAGUACCACUCUGUGGCUGUCGGCUGCACCUGCGUCUUGGCCCAAACCAAGCAGAGCUGAUCCACCUGAACCUGAACCUGGACCUGAACCUGGACCUGGACCUGGACCGGAACCAACAGCUGGGGAUCAAAACAACAAACAAGAGGGACAAAAUAAAGAAAUCUGGGAUUCUAUAUUUAAUAUUGUUGUAUUGGAUGUCAACCCUGCAUACAGUAAAUUAAAACAUACAAUGUGAAGACUGACAUACUGUAAUUUGAAGAAAUAAUAUAAAUUAUUCAUAAUAAUAAUAAUAAAAAAGCACCUCAAAGUCUAAUCAAAUUAAAACUGACUGUUCACUUUGCUUUUCUAAGAUCAUUACCGCUGGUGGGGCAGAAAACAUUUUAAAAGAGCGGUAACACUUUAUUAAAAUAUUAAAUAUUUUCUUGUAUGAAUCAGAUGCAAAUUAAAUACUUACAGGUUUUCAGCUGGUACAUAAAUGUAGGUACAGAGGAAGAAGACAAGACGACAAACGCCAUUAGUUUUGUAGCUUUUGGUCAUAUACAAAAGGACAAAUUAAAAUUUUGACCAGUUGAUGAUGAUGAUGCUAGAUGAAGAGUCAGGAGAGACUGGGGGAGCAUGAAUUUCUGAACUAAAUUUUAUGUCAAUCCAUCACAUAAAUAUUGAAAUAUUUCAUAGGAUACAUGAAAACUUUGACCUCAGUGGGCGG
Thunnus maccoyii (southern bluefin tuna) is the source of this 1095-nucleotide messenger RNA. It is a transcript of the gene il17a/f2, whose product is annotated as interleukin 17a/f2. Lineage: Eukaryota; Metazoa; Chordata; Actinopteri; Scombriformes; Scombridae. The coding region runs from base 18 to 449 and encodes 143 amino acids. Gene Ontology annotation, cellular component: extracellular region. Gene Ontology annotation, molecular function: cytokine activity. The transcript is spliced from 3 exons. The record is from RefSeq and is a predicted model, not a curated record.